ACCUCAUAGAGGAGGGAGGCUGUUUUCAAGUUAAGUGCUGGUAAAUGUCACACAGAAAGGAAGAGAUCAGCCACGCUGAGUGAGGACAGAUCUUCUUGCUGGAAGAGGGUGUGGAGACAGCAGACAUGAAUGGCUUCCUUCUGGCCUUCGCUAUUCUGACAGUGGCUGCAGUAACAAUGACUGGAACAUCUAUACCAGAACAGGCAAACUCAGUCCUGCAAUUCUUUCAGAAGAAUGAAUCAACCUUUUUGGUUUUCCUGAACUCAGAAAAGGACACUUGUCUGGGGACCCUGAUCCACAAACAAUGGGUUCUUACCGCAGCACACUGCUUCUUACCAUUUCUUGAGAUGGAGAUUGAUAUUUUAGAUGAGGAUUUCCAAAAAAGGAUGGAGAGCUUAAGACCCAUGCUCACUGUCCCACAUCCAAGUUUCAAACAGGAUUCUGCCGAGCAUGACAUAGUGCUCAUCAAGCUGACACAUCCCCUAAAGCUCAACGACCAGGUAAAGUUGGCAGCUCUGCCCAGUCCCACAACUGACAGAAGGAUGAACAACUGCACUGUCUUUGGCUGGGGCUGGUCAUGGCAGAAUUCUGAGGUAAAACCUGAUGUCAAAAUAAAGCAGACUGUCUCUUGCUUCUCUAAUGAAUAUUGUGAAGAUUCCCCUAUAGGAAAAAUGCCUGUUAAAAUCACAGAGAACAUGUUCUGUGCAGGAUUGUCUCUGGAGAGCAAACACACAUGUAAGGAAGUACUUGCUAUCCCAAUCCUGUGCCAAAAUCAGCUCCAGGGGAUCUUAUCCUGGUCAGAAGGGUGUGUUCUGAGAGGUGACAUUGGCUACUACACCAAGGUUUCCCGCUAUACAGACUGGAUCCACAGAGUCAUCAGUGCCUACUGAACGUCCUCUGUUCCCCCUCCCAGCAGCCUCAGAACUGGGUCUACCAUCCUUGACCGUUUUUCCCUCUAUCCCCAGAAAAAGACGGGAAUAGAGUCUGGUUGUGAGAA
Molecule: messenger RNA, 997 nt
Organism: Odocoileus virginianus texanus
Lineage: Eukaryota; Metazoa; Chordata; Mammalia; Artiodactyla; Cervidae
Product: serine protease 58-like
Biological process (GO): proteolysis
Molecular function (GO): serine-type endopeptidase activity
Source: RefSeq, a predicted model, not a curated record